UAGUUUCAAGAUGCAACGAGAUAUUUACAAAAGAAUUGAAAGCUUGUCAGCUUUUGGAAGAUACAUGGGUUUAGUAUCCUUUCAAAUAAAGAACAGUAGGGUUUUUUUGUCGAAACGUGAUUGGUUAAUGCCUCUGUUAAUUUUUGUAAUUCAUCUGGUCAUUUUCGUCCCGUCCGCAAUAUUGCAUCUGAAGUUUCAGUUGAAAUCGGAAACACGUUUUAUAUUCAGUGACUUUCUAUAUGUUGGAGCUUAUGAAUUGUCAUGGCUUUUACUUACUUUUCAAGGCAUCACUAAUAGAAGAAGAAUGAAAGAUAUUCUACAAAAGAUUGUGGAUACGGAUCAAGCAAUGGAAAUAAGAAUUGGUGUUCGAAGUAAAACAUCAUUCAUUGUUUUGUCAAUAUUUUUUGUAAAUCUGUUAAUUUGGACAAUCAUGGAUAUCUCUAAAACGUCUGACAAAUAUUGGUUACCAUUUCUAUUAAAAAUUUCUGAAAUCGCUAACGGAAUAUCCGUAAUUCUGAAUUUUGAGAUUAAUGCCCAUGUCAAAAUUCAACUAGAAACACUCAAUUUGAAGUUGGAAAAUUGCACUCACCAGUGUUUAAAGAAGCACAGAAAUCUCCAAUUAAAUGAGCGAAAUAGAGAAUCGUUAUAUAAAAUAGAAGAAAUUUACGUUAAUUAUGUUAAGAAGAAAUUACAUUUACAUUGGCUUAUCAUUCAAAAUUCCAGAGGGUUGGUAGCAUUACUACAAAUUGGAAUAAUUGGUAAUUUAAUCAAUGUGACGUGUUCAGCGACAAUUAUGUUUGAUUAUUUGGUGCAAAUGCAUACAUCUGGAGAAACUAUUUUUUCUAUUGCCUGCUUCAUCAGAAACAUUGCAGCUAUUGUUGAAAUAAUUAAAGAUAUAAUUAUAACAAUUACAAUUAUUUACUCAUGGGUAAUGGUGAGUAGUGAGGCAUCAAAAAUGGGACCCUUAAUACAUGACAUCUGGAAUAAAAUAACGGAAAUUGGACCAUCGAACAAAUCAAUGGAGUUUUUCAAGUUGGCGUCAAUUCAUAUAAUUCACACUAAGCCAAAUUUUAAGCUCUUUGGUUUCUCACCGAUUACGUGGAAUAUUUUUCCAUCGUUUGUGAACUUGGUCAUUACAUAUGGUUGCAUUCUAUUACAACUUCAAUUAGAUGUUGCUUAGGCACAUUUUUAAUAGGUUUUGCACUAACUCACUAAUAACUUCUAAAUAUCUUAAGAAACACGAGCUGUUAAUAGGGACGGAUCGUGAAUUAGUGGGACCCUGGACUAAUAUUACUUAGGGAUUUACCUAAUUACUCAACCAAUUAUUAUUUUGUCAAAAAACUGUUGUCUGUAACGAUUUACGUAUACGGUAUAGAAAACAAUAGGACAAUAAAAUAUUUUAACACAGUUCUAACCAUAACAAAGUCAAUUUGACACCCUGAUGACAAGAAGUACGGAAGAAAAAUAAAAUUGCGUCGGGCGAUAAGCGGCGGGGAGUCCCCCGUAAUGGAUGCAUACGCGAGAAAAUUAACCGAUUGAAAACAAGCAACGGGGAAUUCUGGUACAAGAGUUGAUUGAUCGAAUUUUUUUUAAUUAUAGAUAUAUUUUUUCUUCACAAUAUCGUCUAUUGUUUCGAAUGCAGGUUUGUAUCCACGGGGCCCUGGGCUGUAUCCCAAAAAAACCCUAAAUAGAUCCGCCCCUCGUUGUAAAGAAAUAAUAUACUAUAAUAUUGUCUUAUGUCCGUCUCUCAGAUAGCUGAGAGCGAAAUAGGCGAUAAUUAAA
Agrilus planipennis (emerald ash borer) is the source of this 1782-nucleotide messenger RNA. RefSeq lists its product as uncharacterized. Gene Ontology annotation, biological process: sensory perception of taste. Gene Ontology annotation, cellular component: membrane. The transcript is spliced from 3 exons. NCBI's taxonomy places the organism in Eukaryota, Metazoa, Arthropoda, Insecta, Coleoptera, Buprestidae. The coding region runs from base 11 to 1180 and encodes 389 amino acids. The record is from RefSeq and is a predicted model, not a curated record.